Onychostruthus taczanowskii (white-rumped snowfinch) is the source of this 2883-nucleotide messenger RNA. Its product is annotated as ferritin light chain-like. Gene Ontology annotation, biological process: iron ion transport; intracellular iron ion homeostasis. Bases 765 to 1598 code for a protein of 277 amino acids. Gene Ontology annotation, molecular function: ferrous iron binding; ferric iron binding. The transcript is spliced from 3 exons. Gene Ontology annotation, cellular component: cytoplasm. The record is from RefSeq and is a predicted model, not a curated record. Lineage: Eukaryota; Metazoa; Chordata; Aves; Passeriformes; Passeridae.
UGCACAUGAGUGUGCAACACUGCACAGCUUCUGUCCCUUGGGCAUGUGUGUGCAACACAGCACAGCUGCUGUCCCUUGCACAUGCUCUGCACCAGAGUACACAUAGCUGCAUAUCGAGCUGUUGGCUUGUAGCCUGCCUAGGAGGGGCAAGCAACAAGUAUGUGCAUUUCCUACGUUCUUCUGCUUCUGAUAGUCUUCCCUGCUUUCCUCCACUACAUGCUUAAAUAGGAAAUACUUUCAUUUUGGCUGUAUUGCUCUGUUCAGAAAGAAAAUGAAAGCAUGUUAAACACACAAGUUUAUGUUUUUCUCUUAUGUUUGUAGGACCAUCUUGGGAUACCCCAAACCUGUGACACAUGUACACGUGUAAUCAUGAACCACUUAAGAGAAAGAUACUGGAAUGCUUUAUUAAGAACAUUCAUUGCAGAAUCCUUUUCCUCAAGUCACUCAUAGCCAAGAUUCACUGUUUUUUAACCACUUCAGCACAAGCGUGCGGCACGACUUCAAGUGGAGGCCAAGUUAACACAUCUACUUAAUUGUUAGGGUGAAUCCUUUAUGCCAAUCAUUCACUGUUCACGCUGUUUGCCGGCACCCGCGGGCUCUCCAGCGCUGUCUGCGCUCCCGCCGCGCCUGCCCAGGGCCCGCCCGCAUCCGCACACCCACAUCCUCCUCCUCCUCCUCCUCCCUCGGAGGGCGGGCGGCAGCUCGCAAGGUGUGUCCCAGGUGCCCGGCUAUAUCAGGCGGCGCGGCGGCGGCGCGGCGGGCCCAUGGCGGCGCCGGCCAUGGCCGAGCCGCGCUCCAAGCGGCCGCGGGUGACGCUGCCCGCCUGCCCCGCGCACCGCCCGCUGCCCGGCAGCCGCGUCCGCCACGGCUUCCCGCCCGCCGUGGAGGAGGCGCUCUGCGGCCUCACCGGCGCCCAGCUGGAGCUGCACUACUGCCUGCAGGCGCUGGGUGAAUAUUUUGAUCAGUCACAUGUGGCUCUACCAAAUAUUUCGAAGUUCUUCCUGCAUCAAGCUCUGGAAGAGAGAAAAGCCGCAGAGGCAUUGAUGAAGUAUCAGCAGGAAAGAGGAGGCCAUUACUGCUCUAAAACCAUCCAGAAACCAAACUGUGAUUAUGCAGUCGGUCUGAUGAAAGCCCUGGAACUAGCAAUGGUACAAUGGAAAACUAUGCUACGAUAUUUUGAAGAGCUUUAUGCCCUGAGUGUUGAAAAUGCAGACCCUCAUAGUGCAAGCACCAUCAAGAAACAAUUUAUUGGGCCCAAAAUCCAGAAGAUCAAGCUGAUGGGAGAUCUGCUGACCAAUGCUCGCAGGCUUGACUGUUCCCAGGAUGGCAGAAAUAGUCUUGGGGAUUACUUUAUGGACCGGCUGCAGAAAGAGUUCAGGACCAGCUUAGAGCCAGAGUCCAGUGAUCACUGCAGCCCCUGCCCGCCUCUCCAGCAGUGCACAGGAGCUGCAGAAGGUCUGAAGCGACCCCAGAGAGAAUGCUCCCAGCACAGAAAUGGCAUAGGGCCAAUAUAUGCAACCAUACACUGCACCACGAUGCUGCCACAGUGUAACGAUGGCACGGGAGCAAAGGUGAAGCAGGGCAGGGAGGGCCUUUAAUGCUCAGGCUGCUGCAGCUACAGGGCACCUCCUCAGGCAGACCUGUCCCGAGGGUGGAGCUGGGACCAAAACUCAGGAGACAUGAUGCUCCAUCCCUCCUCAUGCUAUACACCCCAUCCCCUCAUCCUGCGCUGAGUCACAGCUCAAAAUCUAGCCCGUGCCACUAUUUGCUUUAAAUGAUAGCAAGGUUGCCAGCUAGAUUGUCACAUUUAUCUAUGCAAUUCUUCCUAGAAGCCAACAGUUUUUAAGCUUCUUCUUUCUCGUAAAUGAUUAAUAGGACCAGUUAGAGCAAAUUAUUUUAAGAAGAUAUAUAUAAAUUUUAUUAAAUCAAAUAAAAAAUAAAUCACUGCACCUUUAGUGCAAGGAAACUUUUACAUGGCAGAAAAUCCCAAUAUUUAGUUUUAUAUUACUGAAUAUUUUAUUUUACUAUUUGGUAUUUUAAAUUACUAACAAGUAUAGUAACAUAAUGAACUUUUUAAAAGACUUAUUCAAAAACAAUGGGUUUUUUGUCUUACUUCUAUCAUACUAGCAAUUUAAAUAAGUAGUCUAAUGCAUUUACUGAUCAGCUGUUUCUAGUGGUAUACUUCAGAAUGAAGGAUGCAAACAUUUCCUCAACAGUGGGAAUAAGAAAAUGUGCUGAUUUCUCUAUAGUUAUUGCCUAGUUGGCUUUUCUCAUCCUCAGAAAGAAGAUGAGAGAGAAAUUAGGAAUUCUUCUUAGAUGAGAACUUUAGAGGUUCUAAGGCAUAUUUUGCAAGUGUCACCAAAGAGAGUAGCUCUAGGAUUUUGUCCAGACUUAAAGUAGGGUGAUUGCUUUAAUUAUGAUACAGAGCCCUAUCUCAGCUAGCUCUCUAAAGGAAUUGCUGUGGCACUCCUGCUACUUCUUAUAUUCCCUCUUUGGUCCCAAGUAGGGGCAUGAGAGCCUAGUGAAAAAACAGCACACUUAACUAGAAUUGCAUCAGAAAGAAUGGCUACUCAUUAGUUUUGCUUUUCAGUUAGGGCAGUGUUAGCCAGCUUGGUUCAAGUGCAGAGGUGUCCAAAUUCCUCUUGUUAGUCCCCUGCUAGAGUGCCUCAUUCUGCACCCUGGCUCCCAAGGUCACCUAAGAAGAGCAACUGGCUAGAUCAGCUGCCUGCAGUUAGGAAUUUUUUGUCAUUAUAUACAUCUUUUAUGCAGUUGGGGUUUGAUUCAUUAGAAGACUGCCUCCUGUUUUGCUUGAAAAUAAAUUCAGUUCCAUAUCUGUAUCUCCAGUGUAUUCCUCAAUUCACCACCCAGGCAUGCUGGUAUUCU